AUGUUCACCGGUCAAAAGAUGUUCGACAAUGAGGGCAACAUCAUCGCCAUUUCGACAAUAUUUGGAUGGGUCAUAACAUCUAUCGUAACCACCGGCCAGCUCGAGGAUGUCAACCCGAAAUUUCAUGGGAAACCAGACGACUAUGAAGUUGAACAGCACUUUGUCAAGACACACACUCGUGACCCCAAGGGGCGUUACAUCGUCGAACUUCUGUUCAAAAACUCCAAGGAACAGAUUUCAGAUACAUUACAAGGAGCACUCACAAGAUUCAAGGGUGUAGAACGCCGCCUAGAGAAAGACCCCAAUCUGAACUCACAGUACGUGCAAUUUAUGCGGGAUUAUCUUCAAUUGGGCCACAUGCGAGAACUACCUCCAGAAGACAUUGACAAACGGCCAAGCUUUUACUUGACACAUCACCUUGUAAUCACCCAAAAGUUACGGGUCGUAUUUGAUAUUUCAUUCAAGGACACGAAUGGAAGGUCCUUACAUGAAGCUCUGCACAUUAAACCCAGAAGUAGCUAUUAA
This is a messenger RNA of Drosophila biarmipes, 525 nucleotides long. RefSeq lists its product as uncharacterized. The coding region runs from base 1 to 525 and encodes 174 amino acids. The transcript is spliced from 2 exons. Lineage: Eukaryota; Metazoa; Arthropoda; Insecta; Diptera; Drosophilidae. The record is from RefSeq and is a predicted model, not a curated record.